UCCUCUGAUUUCUCUCUCUUUUUUUAACACAAGUUUAAACCAACUCUCGAUUCAUAUUUCUAGUUUUCAAUGUGGCUAAUCGUCACCUUUUUUGUACAAAUGUACAGCCAAUCAACAGCUGUCCUAUCUUCUUUUUCAAUCAGUUUGUUGAAGUAUUUCUUUUAUUAUAUGUACUGAUUUGAUCUGCAUUUAGUGCCUGAUUAUCGUUCCCAAAAAUAUCAAGGUGAAUGUCAACAUUGUUUGGAUUUUUAAUGUAAUUUGGUUGCUUUUGAAUUUUGAUGGUUAUAUAGCUCUGUUUGGUCGCAAAAAUAUUAUUGAUUGAGAUGGAAUUCUAGGGUUGGAAUUAGAGAGUCUACAUUUGAGUGCUACAACGUCUUUGUUAUUUGUGAUUUUGGAUAGUUAUGGCGGAAUUAAUAGAGUUUUGCGUCAUGGGAAGGUUUCUGAUGCAUUUAUGUUAUGCUAUAGUUGGUUGAAGCUUGGGACAUUUUUUUCAGCAAUAUCUGUUGCUGAGUUUUGGAUGUUUGACAGUGAGGGUGUGACGGGAUACGGGAAAUGAGUUUAAGGACAUGGUGCUUCGGCAGCAUAGUUCAAUCUGGUCAGCUCCUGCAUUGGCAAGUUCUGGCCAGAAAAUAGGAAAUCUGUACUUGUAUAAGUCACAGGAUCUCCUUUCUCGUCAAUUGCAAUGUCUCGCUGUUUUCCCUUUCCGCCGCCUGGAUAUGAGUUGAAGGGUAGACCCGAUGAUGUGGAUGCGAUCAUAAAGGGGAAACAAAAGCACAAGAAGCACAAGGAUGAGAGGGGGAAGAAUGAUAAGAAAGAAAACGGUGAAAGAAAGAAAAAGGAGAGAGGCGCAGAGAAACACAAAGACAAGAAGGAUAAGAAACGAAAGCGGGAGAAACACAGAGACAAGAAGGAUAAGAAUAAAGAUAAAGAAAAGAGUGUAGGGCCCUUGGAGAGCCAAAAUGAUCAUAUGCCUGUUCCAGAUAGUGAACCAACGGAUAGAAUCCAGGGCGAGAGAACUGCCGUCAAAUUGGGAAAUAGAGUUAAAAAUGACGGAUCAAUGGGUGUCCAAAUGGUUCAGAAAGUCACAAUUUUGGAAAGGCAAAAGACCAACUUGUCAGAUAAGGUGCAAGAGAAUGGUAAUGUCAGGUUGGGUAUUAAGGAUCUGAGAGAUUGCAGCAGAAUGGCUGAUUGUCAAAGUUUCCAAGUUGAUUCAAGAAGUUUGGAAAAUGGCAGGAAUAGUUAUGGAGAAAAUCAAAUUAAGGUUGAGGAGGGAAAGGAAAGAAAUGAAUACGGAUACAGGAUUGGCACAGGUGAAGGGGGUACUAGCAUGAAUGCAGAUCGAAAUAAGAAUGAGAAAGUAAAGGGCAAGAAAGGAAAAGAGGAGUAUAAAAGAGAGUUAACUGGGUUUAUGAAUUGCAAGGUCAAGGAAAAUACAAGUGAUGUUAAUCUUCUACAUUUUCCCUCAGAUCUUCUGAAGGAGAACAUUGACUGCCAGGGAAAGCUUCCAAAGCUGAAGGAGUUGAAUGGCUUCUUACAUGCCAAAGACAGUGGAGUUCGUCUCAUCGCGUCUGAUCAAGUUGAUCAAACCGGAACUAGUAUUCGUCCUUGUCAAAAUACUAUUAACAUAGGCGUGGUGGGUAAAAGAGCUGUUAUUACAGAUGAGAAGAAGGUGAAUGGCAAGCUUUCAUCCCCUCAAUCGGUGAUUGAUAACGUAAGGAAUAUUGGACCUUGCCAGGCCGCAGCAUAUAACAGAAAAACCGAGAAUGGUAGGGUUCAUAUUAAUUCUCAUGUUGUGAGUAAUGGCGUUAUCUCCCCUCACAUUGUCCGUAUUCAAAGAAAGAUGGAACCAUGCCAGACUAGCAAGAACGUUGCAAUGGCCAAGCAGAUCAAUAGCAGUUUUGACCAAAAAGUUCCAUCCUCACAUCCACAAGUGGAGAUUGGAGGAAAAAUGGCUGUGCAAGCGCUAGAUGCUAGCCAUAUGAGGAUGCAUACAAAUGAGUCGAGUAUUAGUGGUUCUUUAGAAGGUAAGAAACACUCUUCAUCAAGAAAGCUGAAGGUCACCACCACCACCAACACGAAGCCUCCUCACCCUGACGUGAACUACUUGAGCCAGAUACUAACUGUUCCUGAGGUAGAAUGGCCACAAAGCCAUGAUCAAGAAUGGUUGUUUGACCGCCAACAUUCAGAAACAAAGAGGCCCAAAUUAGCAUCCCCGGAGACGAAACAUGUCUGGUCAGAAGCCAUACAUUUGAAGUCUUCAGAUGUGCCCGCGUUGCCAUAUGUCACUCCUUACUAGAUGGGAUCAAGAAAAUUUGCUUCUUUUGAUCACCUCAAAUUGUCGAAGAGAGAGCAUCUGCACUGCACCGGAUUUUGGGUGAGUUGCGUUCAUGGUUUCUGCUGUGCUGUUAACUGCUAAUGUUAGGUGAAGACUGGGAAGCAGUCUUGCCAUUUCUGACAUGCUACAUCUGCAUAGACAGAUCCAAGUGCCCAUUUCUAAACUCUCAUGUUCUUGAAUCUUGGUUAUGGGAGGAGCUCUAUUUGCUGUGAAUUCUUGGCAGAAGCGAGUUAAGAGGAGCUAUCGAUGGAUGCAGUGGUGGAGUUGUGCCAGCUGGACCGUGAGGAAACCGGAGCUACCUACCCAGGCCGCCGGCAAUUAGUAGGGCCAAUACAUAAUACUACUUACAUGUACUAUAAUUUAUCAAUAUGGUUAGAAAACAUGUGUGUGAUGAUCGCUUGUUGAUUGUUGUGCUAAUACUAGGUUUUAGCCUUGAUUUUCUUAA
Messenger RNA from Salvia splendens (bonfire salvia), 2780 nucleotides. RefSeq lists its product as uncharacterized. The coding region runs from base 683 to 2296 and encodes 537 amino acids. NCBI's taxonomy places the organism in Eukaryota, Viridiplantae, Streptophyta, Magnoliopsida, Lamiales, Lamiaceae. The transcript has 4 exons. The record is from RefSeq and is a predicted model, not a curated record.